GGAGGAGCAGCAGACUGACAAUAAUAUAUUCUUGCAGGAAGGGGCCUGCUGCAUGCUGAUGCACGCAGUUCCUGUGGUGAAUGGAUGAAGGUGCACACUCCGAUAGUUCCAGCUAACAUUGUUUCCAGCAGAUUUACCUUCCCCUCCUCCGGAGCCUCCCGCUGCUUGCACGAGGCCAUGAGAUAAAACGUGACCUCUCCUUGGCUCCUUUCAAACGUCCUGCCGUCUGCUCCCCGCAGAAUCUGCUUGUUUGUCUUCCGUCAAUUUUGUUUGGGACGCAUGAGAGACUGUUGGGUGGACUCUAGUGUUUAGCUCAACCAAGAUGACAGUGGUUUCUUGUCUUCCCUGGACGACGAUAGCAGCCAAUUUCUUCUCCUUUUGAGAGCGACGAGCCUCAGUCGUGCCAGAGAAAGAAGACAACUAUACUAUCUCCAUGAUAGAAGGAGAUCCUCCCUCUCACUGGGCUCGAAAACAUGGCGUGGAGAAAGCAGCGCUUGCUCUGAGGUGAUAGUACUUGGUGGCCUUUGUUGGUGUGCUAGACGGAGAUCAGGUGAUGUGUAGAGCAAUGGACGUAGGUACCAUCCAUGAAGCGUUGUCGCCGAAGCACCUCAGGAAGCAGCUCGCUGCCACAGUUAGGGAGAUCCAGUGGAGCUAUGCAAUCUUUUGGUCUCCCUCCACGGGUCAACCAGGUGUCUUGGCGUGGUCCGACGGGUACUACAAUGGUGAUAUAAAAACGAGGAAGAUGACUCAGCCAAUGGAACUUAAAGCCGAUCAAAUGGGCCUUCAGAGGAGUAAGCAACUGAGAGAAUUGUAUGGAUCGCUUUCUGCGGGAGAUAACAAUCAGCAGACCAGAAGGCCUUCUGCUUCACUGUCUCCUGAAGAUUUGACUGAUGCAGAGUGGUAUUACUUGGUUUGCAUGACCUUCACAUUCACUCCGGGACAAGGAUUGCCCGGUAAAGCCUUCGCGACCAAUCAGCACAUCUGGUUGAACAACGCUCAAUUCGCGGAUAGCAAGAUCUUUUCGCGCUCUCUUCUAGCAAAGAGUGCAUCUAUUCAGACUCUGGUUUGCAUCCCCUUCGCCGGCGGCGUAUUGGAGCUCGGAACAACCGAAAAGGUUUUGGAGGAUCCUGCUCUCAUCAAGCAAAUCUCAAGUUUCUUCCGGGAGAUGCCGAAUCCGGUUGGCUCCGAGAAAUCGGCAUCCAGUCCGCAAAUGACUGAGAACGAUGAAGACAUCCUGUGCCCCAGUCUCGAUAAUGAUGUGGACAGUUCUAUGGCUUUGGAAGAGCACGAUCUGAUGAGUGGUCGUCAAGCGGCGUCGGAGAACGAUCCAACGCAUCUUCCGUUUGGUCUUGGUUCAUAUGCUGCAGCUGCUGAACACGCACAACCGGUCCAAGACAAGGUUGAGGAACCAGAAAUAGUUUCUCCUGAUGACAGUUCGAAUGUGUACUGCCUCAAUCAGCCGCGCGAAGAUUCAUUCGGGACCGAUGGAUUGACCGGCAUAUCUCGGACUCAGAAUCCAUGGCUUGGAGCUUUGAACUCGAAUGAGUGCCUCCCGAUGCCAUGUGUCGGUGCCCAAAGAGUUGUCACUUCCGCGAAGAAGGAAAUCGUAAGCAAUCAGAUGCUUGAUGGCAUAGAAGAGGGCAACUGCAGCAAGCAUAAUUCGCUGGAAAUCGACGGCGACGGCUCGCGUUAUGCCAAGACGGUAGCAGUCAUCUUAAGGAACUCGAAGCCAGUUUUGUUCUUCCUGACAAUUUCUCGUGAAUCCAGUUUUGUUGUCUGGAGAAGAGGUUUGAGCACUCCAAAGCCAUUCACUGGCACGCCUCAGACUCUGCUGAAGAAGAUUUUGAUGGAUAGAAGAUGGUUGCACGGCGGUCACAUGGAGAAAGCUUGGAGACCAGAAGGAGAGUCUGGUGGAAGCUAUUUAUUGUCCGAGAUGAGAAGGGAGAAGCUGAACGAGAAGUUUGUGGUUCUGAGAUCAUUGAUUCCUUCUAUCAGCAAGGUCGACAAGGCAUCCAUCCUCGACGACACCACACGGUAUCUGAAGCAGCUGGAGAGACGAGUGCAGGAGCUCGAAUCCUGCCGGGAGACAGCAGAGCUCAGCGACAGAGACAGAAGGAAGCAGCAUCCCGACGUAUCAGAGAGAACAUCGGACAACUACAUCCACAGGGAGAUCACCGACGGCAGGAAGGCGUCGGCCAACAAGAGGAAAGCACGCGACAUGGACGAAGCAGAGGCCGAGCACGAGCACCACUGCGUCGAAGUCAGUGUGACGAUGAAGGAGAAGGAGGUGGUGGUGAAGAUGCACUGCCCAUGGCGGGAGUACCUGCUGCCGGAGAUCGUGGAGUCCAUGAGCAACCUCCAUCUGGAUCCUCUGUCGGUGCAGUCGUCCACCGUCGACGGCAUGCUUGCGAUGACGGUGAAAUCCAAGCUCCGUAGCACCACCGUGGCAUCUCCGGUGAUGAUUAAGCGAUCGCUUCAAAGAGUGAUCGGCAAAUGCCUGUGAUGCUUUCGGUUGGUUGGUGACGACUCUCCAUUGGCGGCUACCGUACGAUGCGGACUUCAGGUGCCCGCUUUGAGCAAUGGCAACAUUAGCAUGAGAACUGAAACCUGUAGUUUGAGUAAAAGCAUGAAUCGAUGUGCCUUUUGUAGCAGACCAAUUAAGAUUUCAGAACUAACAAUUAGCUCUGCAUA
This is a messenger RNA of Musa acuminata AAA Group (dessert banana), 2691 nucleotides long. Its product is annotated as transcription factor EGL1-like. Gene Ontology annotation, molecular function: protein dimerization activity. The record is from RefSeq and is a predicted model, not a curated record. Bases 554 to 2503 code for a protein of 649 amino acids. Lineage: Eukaryota; Viridiplantae; Streptophyta; Magnoliopsida; Zingiberales; Musaceae. The transcript is spliced from 10 exons.